This is a messenger RNA of Octopus sinensis (East Asian common octopus), 6899 nucleotides long. Its product is annotated as PR domain zinc finger protein 4-like. The record is from RefSeq and is a predicted model, not a curated record. The coding region runs from base 44 to 3595 and encodes 1183 amino acids. Gene Ontology annotation, molecular function: transcription coregulator activity. Gene Ontology annotation, cellular component: nucleus. The transcript has 13 exons. NCBI's taxonomy places the organism in Eukaryota, Metazoa, Mollusca, Cephalopoda, Octopoda, Octopodidae. Gene Ontology annotation, biological process: regulation of transcription by RNA polymerase II.
CGUGCGUGUGAACCCCGCAUUCUGUCUCUACACGGGGAUUGAAAUGUCGCAGAAAGGGGGACAACAUGGCGGCGCCCAUUACCGUACACAUGCUGAGAGCAGCAGACCGAAGCCUGGAUUGAACCCCAACCUUUCAGUGUCUUCUAAAUCCACACAGAAAGUAUUUCAGGACUGUUUAGCUGCAACAACCGAUAGCCAAUUACCAAACGGAAACACUACUGUAGAUGCUUUCCAAGAUGGCGACAGAGGUACAGAGUCGUAUAGCAUAGAAGCAGUCGGAGAGCAACAACACAACAAUAGAACUGGUCGGUCUCCAUCCGUGUUCUCUCUAUCAAAUUCUGUGCUUCAUAGAGCAACCAAACGACAGAAACGACGGUCUGUUAGCAAUACAUCAGUACAAUCACUGCGAGGCAAUAACAUUCGCAGUAACAGGAUUGUAACAACACAGAAACAGAAGAGAAAGAAGAAGCUCGAACAAGUCAAUAACAAAAGCAAUUUGAUUGAUUCCAAUUGCGAAAGUUCCGACAUCAGCAAUAACUCCAUAAUAGUCAUAGAGCGCUUAAAUUACCUCUCAUCUGAACCUUCAUCCUCUGAUGAUGAUGACGAAGAAGAAGUGGCUGAUGGAGACGACGAGGCAGAACACGAAAUCGAAGAUUUACACAGCUAUGGUGAACACUCUGUGGCUGGAAGUAACGGCGAGUGGCUCAAGUCACGAAUUCGGAACUUGAAUUCUGUAGUGGAUUUUAAUUUGGACCAAUCUCACACCGACGAUCAGGAAGUGGUGGAUUCCUUAGAAGAGUUGGGCUCCACUAGUAAAGCGGCUAAAGACAUUGUUGUUGAUGAAUUUUUCGCCGACGAACAUCUUGCCGUCAGUCCAGAAGAGCCUGGGAGCGUCAUGCCUCCUCUGACAGGUGCCGAACAUGUGCUUGUACCUCCCACAACAGAGUCCAUAGCUUUAUACAACAACAAUAACAAACAUGCUACAGACACGGAAGACAUUGUAACGACUUCGGGAACGAGCCCGGAUAGAUCUCGCACUGCUAAGAUUUCCGUGGCCGUCGGUGAUAUCGAAACCGGUUCUACUUCUCGACUAUCGCAGAUUACUCCUCCACCGGAUUCCUCUCCAACAUCUACCAACACUCCAUCUGCCACAACUACUAAUGUGUUUUUAGUUGAUAAUUCGGAGGAGCCUUGUUCGUCGUCCUUCCCCGGUCUUUCAUCUAGUAGUUAUUCUACAACAACUACUUCAAAUUCUUCAUCAUUAGAAGCAUCUCUGUUGGAAUUCAGACGGGUCGGAACCGACAAAAGCAAUACUCUUAUGACACCUCAAGAACUGGAGAGUAUGCCGGACCAAGGUAUAGAAUUCGAAGAAUCUGUUGGUCCGAAACAGGAAGUCAUUAGUCCAUCUUCGUUGACCACGUGUAGUACCACAUCACCAUCAUCUUCCUUGUCAUUAUCUGAUUCACUGUCAGUCCUAUCAGAUUCUCCACAAUCCCAUCAGAAAUUGUUAGCUAGUUCCUCUUUACUAGAGUCACCGUCGCGAACCACCACCCCAACACCUAACAAUAACAACACCAACAUUAUCACUACCGAUCAUUCUUCAAACCACGAUGUCAAACCUAUAUUUAUCGAUUCCUCCAGUACCAGUACAGGUCUCACGUCGUCUGCCGACACUACCAGCACUACUACUACCACUGCUGGUCUGGAUAGUAGUCUCCUCAAUGCUGGUAACUUCACACUGGCCACUAUCUCAAUAUCAACUGACCGAGCCACCAACUCCACUCAGAUAUUGGUCAACACUAAUCAGGGACAACAGUUAUAUCAUAUAAACACUGCAGACCUCACCCAGCCUCUAUCGCUGCCCGUCACUCAGGCUCCACCGACGACUCCCUCAUCCUCGGCUACGACUGCCACCAGAACCACGUCGGCUUCGGCUCCGUUGUCAACCUCCUCACAAACAAACGGUCCUUCGGCACAAACAGGUUAUCUAUUGUUACCAGUUAACCCAGCUGAGAAUGGAAACAGUUUCUUAAUGACAGUACCAAUGACCAAUGGAAAUGUCAAACAGCAGCCCAGUAAAGUUGAAUGGUCAAGUGUUGUGAAAGAAGAAAGUGAUGAUGAUACUGGCAGUAAAUCUGACUCUCCAUCAGAGAACACUCCUGUAAAGAAGCUAUGGUCAUGCCAACAAGCCGGAUGUGAACAGGUUUUCAAGAAGUUAUCAAAAUUAAAGAUACAUUUGAUGAGACAUACUGGCGAACGACCAUUCCGGUGUAACCAGCCUGGCUGUGACUGGGCUUUCACUACAGCAUACAAACUGAAGAGACAUGUUGAGUCACAUCAGGGAAGAAAAGACUACAUUUGUGACAUUGAUGGUUGUGGUAGAAAGUUUACAACAAUCUACAACUUAAAUUCUCACAAGAAACUCCAUGAACGUCCAUGUAAUGAAGUUUGCCCCAAACCCAACUGUAACCAGAGGUAUCCAACAAAACGGCAACUUGAUUUGCAUUUAAAGAAUCAUGCUGAUGUGGAGAAAACUUAUAAAUGUCCUGUUGAUGGCUGUAACAAAGUUUUCCUUUCUCCUAACUGCAUGGGCUCUCAUGCCCGUGUUCAUCAACAGGACCGAGAUGACCUGGUCUGCAAGUAUGAUGGCUGUGGUAAAGUUUUCAAUAAAGUCUGUCGUCUUAAACAACACAUGCGCUGUCACACUGGCGAGAAACCAUAUCAGUGUCGUGUUGAUGGUUGUUCUUGGGCCUUUGCAACGGCCAGUAAAUUAAAACGCCACAUGAGCAAACAUACUGGUGUUCGAAAAUGGCUGUGCAAUGCAUGUGGCAAAGCAUUCUUGCGAGCUGAACAUCUGAAAGGUCAUUUAGUAACUCACAGUGGAACAAAACCAUUCCAGUGUCCAGUAGAUGGUUGCAAGACUCGUUUCACUGCUAAAAGUAGUUUGUAUAUACACUUGAAGAAACAUGACCAUUCUGGAAAGAAGAUUACUUACCAUUGUCCUAUGGAAGGCUGUGAGAAGAAAUAUUCUACCAAAGUCAGUCUGCGCAAUCACAUUAUGAAACAUUACAACAACAGCACCAUUUCUGCUUCUGACAGUCCUCACUUUGAUUUAGUGCCCCUCCUUGGCUCAGAUGAUAUUUCCGAUGCUGGUCUUGAGUCUCUUGGGCAGCAUUCUCAGUCCGAGAAUCAAACAACACCUGUAUCAGGAGUAAACCUCACCAAUUCUUUAUCUAAUUCCAUCCUUGGUUCUACUGAUCCAGUAUUAGUUGGUCCUUCAGAUUAUAUGUCAACAGACUCUGAAAAAUUGUUAUCAGUAGCAGUAAAUUCUGCAUCUUUGUUCAGUUCCUCUGAUAAUCUCCCUCCUCAUGGCAUUACAUUACGAGAUCCAGAAACAGGCGUGACGUAUGUCCAAACACAACUACUGCAGGACGAUCCACCAAAUCCAGAGAUGUAUCCCGGAGAUGGUAGUCUUGUCACUGAUCUGGCUUUGCAUGAUGCAAGUUCAAACACAGCAGCUGAUUCAGCUUCUGAACACGGUGCAUCAUCAACAGAAUUUACUGGAACUACCAUCAAUCUACAAGACCUAGAAUGAUGACCAGUGUCCACACAUCUGAUUCGUUAGGUGUAAAUUUUGCUACAAUUCCAUUCCAGAUGUUAACUCAAAGAGACAGUGAGUUGCAAACACAAAAGAAAUACCUCCAACACAAGACUUCUAUUUAUUUCUUGUGUUCUUUCAGUCCUGGCUAUGUUGACUAAAUAUCGUCACAGAUUUUAAUGGUUUUUCCUCUGAAUAAUUAACAAUUCUUUUUUCUUCAGUUGGGUAUGAAGAGAAUUGGGUAUUUACAGUGAUAUAUUUCUUGGGAGGAAAAACGCAAAAAAAAAAACCUGUUUAGCAACUGAAAACUUCAUUGCUAUUCUUGUGGUUUUGUUAAAGCUGUUGAACUAAAGACUGGCAUGUCAGGACUCUGGCACUGUAAUCUUUAUACAGAAAGCUGCAAAAUAUAUUUUUAUAAUGGAAACUGUAUGAACGUUUGGGUGGGAAUUUUCCACCUCCUGUUUGCCUGCUUGAUGUGACACAACGUAAAAGUCAUUUAGAUAAAUGCCUAUCGCUGCGUGUUUGAGUAGCAUUUGUCAUAGUUGGUACAGCACUGGCCAAACUGCCAAAGGAUCAAUGAUUAGUAUCCAAUCACUGGUGCUGUACUAUUUCUGUGGCAAAGACACUUGACUCUCAAAGGCCCAGUUCAACUUGCUUUAAAUAGUUUCCAUGGGAAGGUAGCUCUCACUCUAUUAAGCCGUGGAGUCGGGAGCACUGUAUAAUCAACGGGUGUUUUACUUAUAUAAGGCAAGGUUUACUAUAAUCUGUUUGCCUAUCUCAGGAGACAGAGAGAAAAGACAACUAUCUCUGAACUGUUUAACACCUUAAAAACAGGGAUAAGCACCAACGCAUCACAAUACCUGAUAAGCAAUAGUAUAUGAUAUUGUGGGAUCUGCCAAUGUUUUAGCCAUGAGAUAGAGCUAGUGUUCUUUUGCUACAUUCAACUAUAAGUUCUAAUGGCCAUAUCACUCUGGUUUCUGCAUUGUAUCAUGUGGCAAGACUCACAUAUUCAUGUUCUGUAUUGCAUCAUAGGGUCAGAUACAUGCAUCCGUAUUACCAUGUGUAUUGUGACUUGUGGCCAAUGUCUAUAUUCUGUGAAUUGUGUCAUGUAGCAAGAUACAAACUUCACUUAAUUGAAAAAUUAAUUUGGCAAACUGGUCAAUCAUGUUGAGUGAAAUUACUUCAUCUUCCUAAGACUUUAUACCUUGCCUACAAGCGACAGUGUUUGGAUAAAUAUUCCGCACAGCUUACACUUUGAUUCUAGAAUUCUCUCCCGGUGUUGGCAUUGCAUUGACGAGAUGCCUAAUUUAAGAAAUGACUAUAUUUUUAUUUGUUCCUCUUCAUUCUGUGUUCAUUUAUUUUAACAUUAUUUCUGGGGUUUCUUUUUUUUUCCCACUGUAUUUUGUUCCCUACAUGCCUCUCUACUUGUUUUCCAUAAACCAUGCUCCAAAACAUAUUUCCAUGUGUCUCCUCUGAUCUUGGACAGUUUACUUUUUGUGGACCUCAGUUCAUCUUACUGCAAGGAGAUAUCUACCAGGUCUUGUGAGAGUGUUUGUCUAAAAUGGACUGGUUUCCUAUCCAGCUGAAGGUUUUAUUUGUCAUCCUGGUUAACACCAUUGAACCAGAGCUAUGCCCCAGCAUAAUAUGCUCUCUGUGAGACAUGUACACAUUCAUUGUAUUGACGUCACCCAUUGUUUCUUGCAGUUUUCUCCUGUACCCCUUGCUAAAUUAUUUAUUUUGAUGGUGUCUUUUUAUCAUUAUUAUUAUUAUUAUAUAUUUUGUACUGCCUGAUCUUAUCUUAAAGAGUGUGUUGACUUCAGCAGUACAGCUAUUGUAUUAAUGCUUAUUGUUUUGGUUUUGAUGUUUUUGUUUUGUACUGGUAGACCUGUGAAGAGACUCUCUCUGUAAAUUUUCCCAUCAUUUCAGAGUCCAGUUGUUAUUGUUGUUGUUUAAACCCAGGCCAGUCCUGAUCCAGUAGACUUAUGAUGAAAGGCCCUUACAGUUGUGACCAGCCUGUUAUUUAUUCAGAUAUGUCUGAGAUUACAUUAUCCAAUGUAACCUUUUUUUUUCUUCAAGAUUGUGGGAUGUGAUUUGAGAAGGGAUUUCAGCUGCUAUUACUAGCACAUUAAGCAACCCUAAAGAGGCUCUGUCAUUGGUAGCACAUGAUUGAGACUGAUAAUGCAAUGAAAACUUUUGUAUAGAUUAAAGUUGGUUGGAUUCACAUCAAAGAAAGGGGUAUUAAAUAUUUAUCCUUGUUGGUUAUUUAGUGGAAUUGGUAGAGCAGCUAUGUCCCGUAAAAAUUAGCAUUCACAUCUGGUCAAACUCAACUUUUACUAUUUGUCUUCUUGGAUAAUGUUAGUCAAUAAAAACAAGUAGCAUUCAAGUACCUGUAUUGAUACAAUCAACUGUACUUCCGCUCUCUACACCCUGUAUUAAGAAAGCUAUGCCAUGGCAGGAUCUGUAAAGUACACGACAAAACAUCCUGUAAUAUUUUAAUUAUGUCCCUUUAUGUUUUUCAUUCCGUACUCACAGAGGCUGGCUUUUCCUUUCAUCUUUCUUGGUGGGUUGAGUAAAAAUAAGUAUACCAAUCAACUAUACUUCCUUCCACAAAAGUUGUGGCCUUGUGCCUGUUACAAACUGUCGUUGUUAUCAUUACUAGUUUUAGUUACGUCCCUUUGCAUUCCGAUUGUCAAGCCUUGCUUAUGUUUUUUGACUUUCAUCCUUCUGCAGUGAUAAAAUAAGUACCAAAAGACUGCUGGAGUUAGUGCCAUCAACUAAGCUCUUCCCACAAAAUUUGUGGCCUAGUGCCUAUAUCAGAAAUUAUUUCCUCCCUCUUUUUCACUUUUUCUUUAUCUAACAUGGAUUUCUCUCACCCUUUUCUUGCCAAGACAUCUCUUUAACUGCAGCCACAUUGCAUACAAUAUUUUCUCUACCAUUCCUUUACACUGACUAUUGGUCCAGUGUAAAAGCUAGCUUGGAAUAAUCUCAGUAAUAUUGUCACCAAUAUAUAUAUAUGUAUAAAGGUGGUGCUCCUACAUGGCUGCAGUCAAAUGACUGAAACAGGUAAAAGAAGUUCCUUCAAAGGGGUCUGUUAAACAUCCAAUUCACUGAAUACCAUAUAAAUGUAUUGGUGACAAUAUAUAACUGGCACUCUAUCACUUACUAUGAUGUUUCCAGUCGAUCUGAUCAACGGAACAGCCUUCUCAUGAAAUUAAUGUGCAAGUGGCUGAGCACUCCACAAACAUGUGUACCCUUAAGUUUCUCGGGGAGAUUCAGCAUGGCACACAAUGUGAAAAGGCUG